CAUUUGCUUGAAAAUAACUUUUUCCGCUAUAUGACACGUUGGUAAAUAGAAUUUAAUCUGUAGUAAAAGUGCCAAGAUACGCGUCAUGAAACUUAUACUGGUAUUUCUUGGGGUGACUUGUGCUUGUGGAAGCACUUUGAAUAUACCAGAUCUUUCUCCUCUGGCAAAAGUUAAAGAAAUAGUUGUACCAAUUAACAGAAUUCCGAUUGAUGAAGAAUCACACAUACUGAAAAUUCCACCUAAGCAAAAAUUCCCAGGAUCUACAGCUGCAGCGCUGUUACCUGCACUUAAACCUACUAUGGAUAUCAACAUUGAAGAGGCUAAAAUAAAUCCUCCAAGUAGACCAGAAAUUGGAGCACUUAAAAUUAUUUCCCUUGGAAAAAGGUCUUACAAGCAAAAUGAUGCAGAUGUCCCUGCAGAUAAAUCAAAUGAAAUUUUGCCAGAAACUGAUGCUGAGGCUUUCCAAAAUGCCAAUUGUGAUGCAUUCGCAGGAGAAACCGCUAAAAAUGAAGUUUCUGAUAAAAAACUCGCUGAACAGGCAACUAAUAUUUCCAAGAAGUAUUCUCUGAUUAGCGAAGACGCAACGGAAGAUCCCGUAGGUACAGUUACUGAAAUUAUUACAUCAGGAAAAACACUCCUAGACAAAUUUUUGCCUGAGGAGGUAAUCAAUGAACACGUUUAUAAAUCAAAUUCAGAUGAAUCUGCAACUGAACUAACAACUGAAUCAAUAAAAGAAACUACCAAAAAUGGAUUUUCUAAUAAAGCAGAGGAUUAUGUAGCUACAAUAGAAAAUACAAGAAAAGGAGAAACUUCAGGAGAAUCUCACUCAGUAAAGAGGGUAGAAUCUACGUCUGAAUCUUCAACUAAAAUGGAAAAGGUGGUAGCAUCUGUAGAAAGAUCUGGUAUGUCUGUAGCAACUAAAAAGAGUAUUAAGGAUGAAGCGAUUGCUCAAAUCCAAGAAGCACAAGACGACCUGAGGUUUGGUGUAACUUCUCCCAGAAGGGUAACACAUGGCAGAGGAAAAUGGGUCCAUAUUCCAUCUGGAAUGCUGUUUGCAAUUGGACCACAACACAUAUACGUAGGUUUUGCAGGUGAAGAGUUGAACAAAGAGCCAAAUCAUAAGUCAGUACCACCAAUUCGUGACUCAGGACCUAGGGAAAGAAAUGGUAUGGCUUUCGUAUCGGAAGAAGAAAAAGCAAUACAGCGUUCGGGCCAAAUAUUAAUGAUCCUUUCGCUGGGCAUACUAGCAAUGGACUUACUAGAAACUGCAAUUAACGUUAUAGAGUAAAUACCUUUUGUUCUAUUCUUAGAUGAUAAUAGGCAUUAAUGUUAUAUUACUAAUUAUAUUUAACUUAUAUUUUUUAUACAAAUUUUGGAUUUUUCACAAUCAAUUCCUCAUAUACGGGACUCGUAUUAAUAUUUCGCUUCCUUGGAAUGCCAAUGAGUAUUGAUGAUUAUAUUUCCCAUAGAGAUAUGGAUCCUGUCUUUUUUCUCCAAAACAUUUGGGUAGACAUAGUGGAUAUGCAGGGAUUAAAAAAUUUCUACUGUACUUCUGUGGGUGUUUUAUUUUUCUGUAAUAUAAUGCAAUGAUCUCACGUCUUCUUGCAUAAAAAAUAUAGUAGAUAUAUUGAAAUGCAUCGUAUGUAAUGAAAUAUGCGUGCAAAAAGAUAAAUAUAUAUGGAGUUAAGUACGACCAUGUAGAUUACAAUCAGCCCAUAGUCAUCACCCAUGAGCGAUUAGGCGGUAGGCACAGACAGGAGUUUGUGCGCAUAGGUACAAGUGCUACCGAGGCACAACGCCUCGGUUUCAUAUUUCUCCAGUUAUUGGGCAAUCUAUGAUAUAAUAUGUACUAAUAUAUGCGUAGAAUUACCGGGGUUGGAAGCAUAUGAAUAUCCUACCGCCAAAAAAUUGAGAUAUACUCUCUCCCACCACCUACAACCCCCAUUUUCUUCCUAAAAUGAUCAGGAGCGUCUGAAACGUCAAUAAACGAAGUUCAAGUGA
Molecule: messenger RNA, 2001 nt
Organism: Acanthoscelides obtectus
Lineage: Eukaryota; Metazoa; Arthropoda; Insecta; Coleoptera; Chrysomelidae
Source: the annotation of a GenBank genome assembly